UCUAUCGGUUGAUUGAUUGACGGGCGGACUCAUCGAUCCGGGAGACAAACUUGAAGACUUCGCGGAGGGACCACCUCGACUCGUGAAUGAUGGGAAAGCUCCGCGGCUCCGUGAUGCCCAUGGAUCCUCUGAGCAAAGCCGGGCUUCUGUGCCAAGCGUGCGGGUUCCUCUUGGCCAACCCGCAACAGGCGGAAUGCGGGCAUCGCUACUGCCGGAGAUGCGUGAAAGGGCUCUUCAGGGAUUCAGAGAGAAUAGUCUCCUGCCUUACGUGUAAGAAGGUCUUGCAUCUCAAAGAGUUUCACAGUGACAAAGCAGCAGAGAACGAUGCUCUCGACACACAGGUCGCCUGCCCAAAUUUUGACUGCAGGUGGACGGGAACUCUGAAAUCCUACCAGGAGCAUUUAUGCCACCCUGAGGCACCUAUCGGAACUACAAAAAAUGAUACUUUGAUUCCUGAAGACCAAAAUGAGAAUAAAGAGAAGGAAACACACUGGAGCGUCACUGCCCCUGCUAUGGGUGGUCCUUCACUGAACAUCGAAGCUGUCCAGCUGCGCAUGGAGGCCCUGGAGCUGAUGGUUGCGUCUUUGCGUCGGCAGCUAAAUCAGCAAGUCUCCAAUGUGAAAACUCUCCAACACUGCUGUUCCAAGUAUGAGGAGUUGCUCAAAAUUUCUCAGGAAACACGUAACAGCCCUCACGGAACCAAAGGUUCUGGACCAUCCACAGAAGAGCUGGUCAGCACUGAUGGAAUCUUGAUUUGGAAGGUGGAAAAUUUCUCCAAACUCCUGAAAGACGCCAAAAGUGGGAAGAGACAUUCCAUUUUCUCUCCGGCUUUUGCCACUCACCCUUUCGGAUACCGCCUCUACGUCCGACUGUACCCUGAUGGAGACGGUGUAGGCAAAGGUGGCCAUCUUUCAGUCUUCCUGGCUCUGGCCAAAGGGCCUUACGAUGAUAUCCUGCCUUGGCCUUUCCGACAGAAGGUCACCUUCUCUCUCUUAGAUCCUACACGAAGGAAGUCGCCUCUGGUGGAGACCUUCCUCCCAGAUCCCCACAGCACCUCUUUCCAGCAACCUCACCAGAAGCUCAACGUGGCCAGUGGAAGCCCUCUCUUUGCCAGCCACGCCAAGAUUCCCAACUACCUCAAAGAUGACACACUUUUCCUCAAAAUAGCGGUGGAUUUGAUCGGGAUAGACAUUUAAUGCUGGAAAGAGACAGAGAGGUUCCCUGGUGAACUUACGCUGUGCCUUUUGAUAUUACUUUUUGAUAUUUCAAUUUUUUUAAUUGUUUUUUUUUCUUUACUACCACCCAACCGUGUCAACCACAAUUUCUGUUUCAAAAUGGACCGUCAACUACUUCUCAGGAUCAUCUAAAACCUGAUUGUUGUUUUGGCUGGAAAUCAUGGGAAACUGAUCCUUCGUUAUCCUCAGACCGAGGUUGGGCAUCCACUAAACAUUACAGCCUUUAUGGGAUUUUUAAUGGCCAGCUAUUGGAGAAUGUCUAUUAAAUGCAGAGAAAUGUGGGAUAUAUAUUUUUUUAUGGUCCAGAAUGUCAAAUGCCUUCCUAUAAAUAUCCAAUCCUGAGUAAUAGCUACUUUAUUUUUCUGGGGGAAAAGGACUCUGCUUCCUUCAGAUCAAUUGGAAGUUCUAAAUUGGUAAACCAGGCGGAUUAAUUUUUGUUACCUGUUAACUUGUGAAUUGGCAAUCCAAGGACAUAUUUCUUAUGGACAAAGUAGAAUCAUUUGUAAAAAAAAAAAUCCAAAGUGCAAAUGUUCAGCUCUCUUGUUAACACUGCUUUCAGUUUGUUAAAAAUACACAUUUGUCAUAAAAGGGUGAAACAGAGAGAUUUUCCACUUGAUGACCCUUUAUGAUAAGUUAUUAUGUAUGGGAAUUACAACCCAAAAUAGGAUGUUUGCAGUGGUAUGUUGUUACAUGUGUGUGUGUGCAUUUGGGGAGUGUUUUCCUAUUAAAUAUUAGCAUGGAGUGAAGGAACCUGAUUGUUUUAAAACACCAAUUUUAAUUGUUAAUUAUAUCCAUGGCACUAUUUAUGGAAAAGGGACUUUGCAAUAACAACUAAGGAUUUUAAGAUAUAUAUCCUUAGUCUUGACAUUUUUUUUCUACCUCGCAUUCUUAUUUAUUAACAACUCUGGUAUUUAUUAUGUAAGAGUAUCU
Pseudonaja textilis is the source of this 2165-nucleotide messenger RNA. Its product is annotated as TNF receptor-associated factor 2-like. Gene Ontology annotation, molecular function: tumor necrosis factor receptor binding; zinc ion binding. Gene Ontology annotation, biological process: signal transduction; regulation of apoptotic process; regulation of canonical NF-kappaB signal transduction. Gene Ontology annotation, cellular component: plasma membrane signaling receptor complex; cytoplasmic side of plasma membrane. NCBI's taxonomy places the organism in Eukaryota, Metazoa, Chordata, Lepidosauria, Squamata, Elapidae. The record is from RefSeq and is a predicted model, not a curated record.